Molecule: messenger RNA, 2701 nt
Organism: Stegostoma tigrinum
Lineage: Eukaryota; Metazoa; Chordata; Chondrichthyes; Orectolobiformes; Stegostomatidae
Gene: ncaph
Product: non-SMC condensin I complex, subunit H
Exons: 18
Coding region: 127-2238 (703 amino acids)
Biological process (GO): mitotic chromosome condensation
Cellular component (GO): condensin complex
Molecular function (GO): chromatin binding
Source: RefSeq, a predicted model, not a curated record
GUUUGAAUUCCGAUUGAAGUAACGGCAGAACGGAGCGAGAUCCCGGCCGUCAUCUUCCCUCUCCAACCGCGGGGUCGGAUACAGCGACGUUGAAGAAAUUCGGACAUCUCGAUCACUCAGGGCAAAAUGGAUUCUUUGAUCUCAGUUUCUCAAGUGGGGUCUUCUGACCACAAGUUUAUUUCUCCAGCUACGAAGCGACAGGCUGUUCAGACUCUAAAGUCCUCUGUAAAAAUGGAUGUUGCAGCAAAUGAUGAUGAACGUGAAAGGAGAGAGAGAAGGCGCUCAAAAGUGACAGACUUGCAACUAAGUGGCACAGAGAGCCCUUUGGUAUCCCCAGUGCAAAGGGGGACCCCACAAUCCUUUGAACCCAAACUGUCAAAUAAUCAGAUAUCUGAACACUAUUCUACCUGCAUCAAACUAUGUUCUGAAAAUAAAAUCACCACAAAGAAUGCAUUUGGUCUUCAUUUGAUUGAUUACAUGGCUGACCUCCUCAAGGAGAAGGAAUCUGAACUCACUAACUUCAAGAUGGCAGCUGGUACCUUGGAUGCCAGUACGAAGAUCUAUGCAGUGAGAGUGGAUGCGGUUCAUUCAGAUGUGUUCAGGAUCCUGGGGGGCCUUGGAAAAAACACUGAAGAGCCAGGUGCUGAAGUAAACCCUGAGUCUUUGGAAGGCCAAAAUGCAAAAGGAUCUCAGAAGCAAAACAAAAGGAAGCAUUCUUAUAAAACGAUUGAGCAAAAUUUGAAUAACAUCACAUAUGGAGCCAGUGACAUGAAGUGUGAGAUUGACCCAAUGUUCCAGAAAGCUGCUUCAAUGUUUGACGAAUGCAGUGCAGUGGGCGUUUUCAUGGUUAAUUUGCAGACUUACGGACACUCUGCUGAGCUGCUGUUUGAUUCUGAUGCCAAACUCAUUGAUACUGGUCCUGCACCAGAGUUGCCACCCAUUGACCAUGUGGAGAUAUCUGACCUUGGAGCCCUUCAGCAAUCUCUGGAUGACAAGAAGAUCUGUCCUUCAUUAGAAGAUUUUCAGUUUACGAAUUGGGACAGUGAGGCUCACAAUCAGGCUGUUUGUUCAAUGCUGGACAAAUUCAAAAAAAGUGAUCACUUAUUCGAUAUGAAUGCAGAGCCAGAAUUUGUCAGUGGUCAGCUGGGAAGCCAUGACCCUGUGGUGGAUGACUUUGACGGGGACCUUUGUGACGAUGCUACAGAUGUGAUGGACCAGGAUUUCGAUAACCAGCAAGAAUCUUCCAUCAUGGCAAAUGGUGAAGACUGUAAAGAAAUCAUUUCCCUCUCAGAUGGGGAUUUCAACAGCCUCUGUGUUCAGCUGUCAAACCACCCAGGGGAAUAUUCCUACUUCAGCCCCAGAAUCAUGAAGAUGUGGGCAGGUCCUAAUCAUUGGCGUUUCAAACCUCGACAGAAGGAGACAUUUGCUCCCCAAAAUAAGAGAAAGCAAGCCAAGAAAACAUUUGAAGUUGACUUCAAUGAAGUUAGCAAUUUUGAGAUUCAGUUCAAAGAGACUAGGGCUGCCACGACAAUCUCUCAAGCUGCAUUAGAUCGACGCAGUAGAAAGCUGACAACACUACCUACAGAUUUCCAUUAUGAUCCAGACAACAUUGCCCGGUUGUUCCUUAAACCUUGUGUCACGAUAAAGAGGAUUGUGAAAGAAAAUAUUUGCCCGGAUCAAGAUGAGGGAAUUGGGGAUUAUGAUUAUAAUAAUCCCAAUGACACAUCAAACUUCUGCCCCAGAACUCAGCUUGACAGUGAUGAUGAUCAUGAUGGGUUUGUGGCUGCAAAUGAGUCCUUUGCUGCAUUGGAACAAGACGAGAAUGGCUUGGAACUGGAUGGAAAGGACUUAAACAUCACAACCUAUGGAGGAGAAAAUUUAGUGGCAGAGCCUCAUAAAGUCAACAAAAUCUUACUGAAUUAUUCAAAGACAGCAAAAAAGAUGGAUGUGAAAAGAUUGAAACAGAACAUGUGGGAUCUACUGACUGAAAAUAAAAACAUCACGGAAGGAAAAAAUGGAGUGACUGAGGAGCUGCAAGUCGCUGUAAUGACAGUGAAAGGACAGAAAAGCUUUACAACAAUCACCAAGAAUCUGUUUGAAAGAUUACCUAGUACAAUGGCAAAGAACCUGUCUGUUCCUAUGGCAUUUGCCUGUUUGCUUCAUUUAGCCAAUGAAAAGAAUCUUGCAAUUGAGGGCAAGGAAGAUUUAUCUGAUGUUAUCAUCAAGCAAGGAAUCUGAAGACAUUCUGAUUGUACAUACAUGUAAAGCAUAAGUUGGAGGGGUUGUACAUAUUUGUAAAUCUUUUCUUGCACAGUGAGCCUUGUAUCAUGGCUAUUACUUGACCCCAUUGGGUGCUUUCCUUCAUUUGUAUAAAGAAUUUAUUCAGACAACUAAUUGGCAACUUUUCAGUGUUGAAAUUAUGAUUUGAGAUUUAUGUUAAAUGAUUAACACCCUAAUGAAUAUCCAGAGACAACUUUUUGAUAAAGACUUGUUACCUUUCCAUCCAACUGUCAUUUGAAGACUAUUUUAACCUCGUAUUUUAGCUGUUGUCUUUGUAAAAUAAAGUGGAAUAAAGAUUUUUUUUAACUUUUUGACAGAACAGAAGCAUUGUAGGCAAGGUCAGUAUUUAUUGCCCGUAUGUAAUUAUGUUUUGAACUGCUUUUUUGAGAAAUAAACGCCUUUAAUGACAAAUCACUCAAAA